This is a messenger RNA of Amborella trichopoda, 559 nucleotides long. The record is from RefSeq and is a predicted model, not a curated record. NCBI's taxonomy places the organism in Eukaryota, Viridiplantae, Streptophyta, Magnoliopsida, Amborellales, Amborellaceae.
CCACCUCUCUGCGUUAUAGAAACAGCCUCUGCAUUAGAGAGAGAGAGACAGAGGAGAUGGCACAGGGAAGAAGGAGUGCGAUGAGCUUGGUGGGUUUGGUGGUUGUGGUGUUUGGGGUAUUGGAGCUUAGCAUGGCGACCACUUAUACGGUGGGGGACAGCCAAGGCUGGACUUUCUACGUAGCUAACUGGCCAGAUGGAAAGACCUUCAAGGCAGGAGAUGUGCUUGUUUUCAAGUACGAUCCGGCUCUUCACAACGUGGUUCAAGUUAAUGGUGCAGGAUUCACGACCUGCGUUAUUCCUGAGCACUCCAAAACUUACCAAACCGGUCUGGAUCAUAUACUGCUACAGAGCGGUGGCAAUUUCUUCGUUAGCGGCGUUUCUGGUGACUGUCAAAAAGGAAUGUUGAUCGAAAUCUACACCGUUGAUGAGUGAGAAGGAGAGAGUAGUAUAAAUUAAGUGUAGAGAGAGAGACUAGUUAAAUUGUUAUUACAAGCAUCGCUGUUGUGGUCAGCAUUUUCACUGAUCAUAAGCGAUGAGUAGUAGUCUUGUAAGUAGAG